This is a messenger RNA of Closterium sp. Yama58-4, 1113 nucleotides long. The record is from the annotation of a GenBank genome assembly. Lineage: Eukaryota; Viridiplantae; Streptophyta; Zygnematophyceae; Desmidiales; Closteriaceae.
AUGAUACAUUUGAUCUACCUUAUGAUCCUUGGUGCGUCCCACUCGGUGUGCGACCGCGGGACGUUGGAGAAAAUUGGAGAGAUAUCGGAGGAGACCCAGUUUACAGCAACGAUGGUGGACGGUACGAAGCUUCCCAUCCACGACGAGUCAACACUGCAGCUGCAGAUAGGGGCGUUGAGGUGGAAGCCGACGUUGUCGAUCACGAACAUCAAGGGAUUAUAUUUCAUCUUGGGGCGUGAUUUUCUGAAGCGGUUCAACCCAGAGAUAGACUGGGUUAAUCGGAAGGCGUGUAUCUACAACAACGGGAAACGUGUGGAGCUGCGAAGCUGGACGGAUACAGGGGAUGUUCCUGAAACGACACUGGCGCGGUUCGAACGGACGGUGAACGAAAGUAACACGGGUUACUUAGCACUGGUUAUGGCAGCAGCAGAGGAGGAGAAGCCGAACUCGGAGCUACCUGCAGCAGUAAAGGAGGUGUUGGAGCAGUACAAAGACAUCAUGCCGGAUGACCUGCCUGCAGGAGUACCUCCAGCGCGCACCCACGAGCACGAGAUCGUGGAAGAACCAGGUGCAAAACCCGUCUCACACGAUCUUCUAGACCAACUGCGUGGUGCGACGGUGUUUUCGAAGCUGGACCUAUGGUCGGGUUACUGGCAGAUCAAGAUGGCAGACAACUCGAUCCACAAGACGGCGUUCCGUACCAGAUAUGGCUCCUACGAAUACUUAGUGAUGCCGUUCGGACUCUGCAACGCACCAGCGACGUUCCAGGCGGAGAUGAAUCAUAUCCUACGGCCCCUGCUGGACGAAUGCGUGGUCUACUCCAAGACCAUGAAGAAGCACGAGGAGGAUCUGCGGAAAGUCUUCGAGAUCCUGCGGGAGAACAAGUUAUACUUGAAGCUGUCGAAAAGCGACUUCGCCCUGAAAAAGGUGCAGUUUCUCGGGCACAUGGUGAGUGCGGAGGGCGUACACGUGGACCCGCGGAAGAUCGAAGCCGUCAAGAAGUGGAAAGUUCCAGAGUACGUGAAGGAGUUGCAGCAGUUCCUAGGCUUCGCCAACUACUACAAUAGGUUCACGCCGCAGUACGCUAAGAUAGCAGCGCCACUGACCAACUAA